AUGAAAGUAAAAAUAUUUUUAGGAGAAUAUACAUAUGUAUAUCGUGGAAGUAUAGAUUUAAGAGAAAUUAAUGAAUUUGUUAAAACAUUGACAAAUAGAGCAUUCAUAAUAAAAUGGAAGGAUCAGGAAGAUGAUUUAAUUACUAUAUCUAUGAAAUAGGAUUUAGUAUAUUUCUAUUAAUAAUGGACUCAAAAUUAAUCUACAAAUAAAUAAUCAUUCAAACUAUUUGUUCAUGAGAUGCCUUUAAUAAUUCAGAAUCCUUAAACUACAUAAUUGUAAUCAUAAUCACAAAUAUAAUCUAAAUUAUAUAGUCCUUGUUAAAGAUAAUCAAAUAGUAAGUAAAACUAAGGAAUAAGUUAAUUUACUUUUGGUUUAUAACUAAAUGAAUAAGCAAAGAGUCAGGAAUUUCAAAAAGAACGACAUUCACAAUAGAUAAAUUUAUAAUAAAUAGUUGAAAUAUAGGGUUCUUCUAAAAAUAUUAGCAAUCAAAAUUUAGAUAAAAUACAAUAAUAGUAUUAUAUGAAUGAAGAUGGAAAAAGAUAGAGAAUUUUAUACGAUUUUAAUAAUAUUAAUUCAUAAGAUUUAUUGUUUUUUAUGAAUAUGGAUAUGAAAUAAAGUAUAAAUAAAAAAGAAUUUACUGAAAUUUAAAUCGCAAGUGAUGAUGAUGAUGAUGAUGAUGAGAUGAUUGAUAAUAAUAAGGAUAAUGAUAUGUAGAUAAUUGAUUGUAAAAAUAUCUAUUGUGAUUAUUGUUCUGAUAAAAUAUAAUGCAAUGAUGAGUUAACUAUAAUAUAUACAUGUUAAUUUUGUGAAGAUUUUCAUGCUUGUAAAUAAUGUUUUGAUCAAUAUUAAGAAUAAGUUCAUUUACAUCAAUUAAAAGAAAAUAUUCUUCAAUGA
Molecule: messenger RNA, 894 nt
Organism: Paramecium pentaurelia
Lineage: Eukaryota; Ciliophora; Oligohymenophorea; Peniculida; Parameciidae
Source: the annotation of a GenBank genome assembly